AUGGGCAAAGCAGAAACACCAGAGUGGGAGUCCGUCGAUGCGGAGGCUGCCGCCAGCGACACUGGCCUUCAGGACCAGCGUAAAGACGACCCACAUGGCGAUGUCAACAACGACCCAUUCGGAAACGAAGAAAAUGUCGAAGUCAAGUACCGUACUAUGAAAUGGUGGCAUUGUGGAAUGCUGAUGAUUGCUGUCAAUAUAUCGCUGGGGAUUCUUUCGCUUCCCUCCGCAGUUGCAACUCUGGGCAUAGCACCCACUGCGAUUUUAAUUGUUUUCCUCUCGGGUUUAUCCUGGUACACAGGAUACGUGAUCGGCCAGUUCAAACUUCGUCAUCCACACGUUCAUAGCAUGGGCGAUGCAGGUGAAAUUCUGAUGGGUCGAGUUGGCCGCGAGAUUCUUGGAAUCGGACAACUGCUGCUCCUAAUUUUCCUCAUGUCGAGCCAUUUGCUGACUUUCACCAUUCUUAUGAACACCCUCACUAUGCAUGGUACAUGCACGACAGUCUUUGGUGUUGUUGGACUUGUUGUUUGUUUCCUUGGUGCCCUUCCGCGGACUAUGGGAAAAGUGUACUGGAUGUCUGUCGCAUCCUUUUUGAGUAUUCUCAUAGCGACUAUAGUCACUAUGGUUUCGAUCGGCGUGGAGUCGAAUGGACCCGUUCAGAAUGAGGUCGUAAGAGAGACCAGCUUCUACAAGGGUUUUCUGGCUGUGACAAAUAUCAUAUUUGCAUACAUUGCCCACGCCACAUUUUUCGGGUUUGUCUCGGAAACUGAGGAUCCACGAACUUUCCCGAAAUCCCUUGCAAUGCUUCAAGUAGUUGAUACCGUGAUGUAUCUUGUCACCGCAAUGGUCAUAUAUCACUAUGCUGGCCCUGAUGUCAAAUCACCCGCUCUUUCAUCUGCAGGCCCCCUGAUGAAGAAGAUUUGCUAUGGCUUGGCUAUUCCAACGGUGAUUGUCUCGGGUGUGGUCGAAGGCCAUGUGGCCUCCAAGUACAUCUACGUGCGUGUCUUUCGGGGGUCGGACACUAUGCACCAACGCAGCUUCAAGGCAAUUGGGUCUUGGGUUGGAAUUGGACUCGGCGUUUGGACCGUGGCAUGGAUUAUCGCAGAGUCUAUUCCGGUCUUCAAUGAUCUACUCAGCCUCAUUAGUUCCCUAUUUGGGAGCAUGCUUUGCUAUGCAUUCCCCACGCUUUUCUGGCUUCACAUGAACCGAGGCCAGUACUUUUCAACUCUUUCAAAGGGCUUCUUGACAAUCUGCAAUUUGAGCAUUCUGGCUAUAGCCUUCGCAAUGGUAAUAUUGCAAUCAAACGCUGCAGAUGAUGGUCUUUACUUACGUUUUUUAUAG
Penicillium olsonii is the source of this 1341-nucleotide messenger RNA. The record is from the annotation of a GenBank genome assembly. NCBI's taxonomy places the organism in Eukaryota, Fungi, Ascomycota, Eurotiomycetes, Eurotiales, Aspergillaceae.